This is a messenger RNA of Colletotrichum higginsianum IMI 349063, 2157 nucleotides long. RefSeq lists its product as uncharacterized. Bases 1 to 2157 code for a protein of 718 amino acids. The record is from RefSeq and is a predicted model, not a curated record. NCBI's taxonomy places the organism in Eukaryota, Fungi, Ascomycota, Sordariomycetes, Glomerellales, Glomerellaceae. The transcript has a single exon.
AUGACGCACCACACACACAACGCCGCGACGUCAAACGUCCUCGCCUGGUCGACAGAUUGCGCCAACAUGCCCUCGAUGGUAGAAGACGAACCCGCCGAUGUCGACGAGCCUCCGGAUGCGCAACUGCCCAUCUCUCCCAUGGCCAGCAUGUUCAAGAGGAACCCAAUCCGCCGCACUAUCAUCGACCACAACGCCUCCCUCCUAACCAAGGCUCUCCACAGCCCUUCCGAAGACGAGGAACCCGAGGUCCGCCCGGGUAUGUCAUUCUUCGCUCGCCGACGCUCCAUGGCCAGUAACAUCAGCUUGGCCUCUACCGCCGACCUGACGAGCGACACCGGCUUGACCAGCCCCUCCCGCGCCAAUACUCCUAGCCCUCCUCUCCCCGAGAUGCGUUAUCUGAACCUCAACGACGAGCCUGCCAAGGAUGCCCCCAAGAAGCGCUGUAUUCAGUUCGCCUGUGCUGCGAAACCCAAGGCUGCCGAGUCCAUUCAGGCCCAGCCCAUGGUCAAGGCCCCUUCUGCCCAGGAGACCCAGCGCAAGCCUUGCAUCAAGUUCGCAUGCCCUGUUCCUCAGCGCCCUGCUUCCACGCAGAACACGCCACCCCAGCGCAUGGAGAUGGCCGCUGCUCGCCUUCAACCGCCCGCCUUGGCCAAGCAGUCCUCCCCGCUGACCGCCCGCAAGUCCCGCUCUUCUGCUAGCCGCUCGCGCUCCCCCAGGCCGUCGCUUGCCCCUCCCCGCUCCGACAUGGACGCGAAGUCUCCCACCACGAAGAAGUACAUCACCGCCAACAUCAAUGACUUGAACAACGAGUCUUCUCACUUCCAUGAGUUCGCUAGCGACAUCCCUCGUGAGGAUGACUGGAUUCGCCAGGCCUUUUCCUCCCAGGGUCGCCGCAUCACCAUCGACGACACCCUUCAGAAGGAGAACGCCAUUCGCAAGUUGGCGACCGAGGUAGAAGAGGAGGCCGAGCAGGAGGAGGAAGAGAUGGCGACCGCCCUCGACGACGAUGAAGAUCUCGACAACUUGGACGAUGGGGAUGAUGUCGAGGAUGAGGAUGAGGACGAGGACGAGGACCAGGAAGACGAGGACGACAACUCUGACGAGGAUGACAACUCCGAUGGUUACAAGACCGACGAGGAGACCGGGUUCGCCGACUCCGACGAGGAAGAGGAUGAAGAUGAGGAUCUUCGCCUAUGGACCCCGGGCCGUUCCACCGUGCAGAACAUUGACAGCACUCCCAUUGCUCGACGUCCCUCCCUUCCUGAGCAGCUUUCGGACUCCUCCAUUGCCUCCCGGACCAGCCUCCGCGCCCGACGUGGCCGAGCUCACCGUAUCAAGAUCCGUCCCGGCACUCCUGAGCUCCCUGACAGCACCGACUUCGUCUGCGGCACCCUUGACGAGGACCGCCCCAUGGAGGACGCUUACAUGUCUUGCCUGGCGGCUCGCAGGCGCGAGAAGCUCCAGCUCAUCCCACAGGAUAUCGACCCUAGCUUCCCGGCCUCCGACCCUGAGGACGAGGGUGAAGAGGAGAUUUACAACCCUGUUCACCACAGCAGUGACGACGAGAUGUUCUUCCACGGAAAGAUGGACGACUUGCAUCAUGCGAAUGACAGAAGCCGUCGCCGCAAGAAGACAGAGCACACCUCUCCCAAACGCUUCCACUCGCCUCCCCCUCUGAAGCGUCGUGCAUCUCCUGCCCCAAAGGCUCGCGGCCGUUCCCCUCGUCGCCUCUUUGAUGGACCUUCGCCCCGUCGCCUGAGGUCGCCGGCGCCGCAGAUGCUUCGUUCUCCUCCUGCGUCCCCUCGCAAUGGCCAUGGCGCCAUCGCGUUCAAGACCUUGGCAUCCCGCCCCGGUCUCACUGUCACCAAGUCCCUUCCUCGCCCUCCUUCCAUGUUCCCCCACAUGGCCAAGGGCCGUCGCGUCAAGGCUCCAGCCAACGACAUUCACAUUCGUGGCGCCAUUGACAUUGUCAAGGGCCUCGAGCGGAAGCGACAGCGUCGCAAAGAAAAGUUCUAUCAAAAGUACUGCAACCGCGCUCGCAAGGGACAAGUCCCUGAGCGCAAGCCACAGCGUGGCCUUGGCUGUGAGCGCAUGCGAGAGCUGGGCUUGCUCAUGGCUGGCAAGAUCGACCAGGGCAAUUAUGUCCUAUCCGUCUAG